Messenger RNA from Mucor mucedo, 574 nucleotides. RefSeq lists its product as uncharacterized. The record is from RefSeq and is a predicted model, not a curated record. The annotation marks the transcript as partial. NCBI's taxonomy places the organism in Eukaryota, Fungi, Mucoromycota, Mucoromycetes, Mucorales, Mucoraceae. The transcript is spliced from 2 exons.
CAUACUUCUCUGCUUUUAUGAAUGGUAGUUAAAAGAUGUAUUGCCAUUCUCGCGAUAUCAUGGCUACCGCUAGUCUUUGCCAUAGGAUGGCGACCUCCUAGACUAGGUUCUUGGGUUUUGGAACCCACUGAAAGUACAGACUGCAAAUAGCUGGGGCUGCACUUUAUAUUGUCUUUAUUAUAUUUACUUGCUGCUCCUCGAUCCAGCACAAAUUUCGGAUAUUCGGAUUUUAAUUCUGAACGAUAUCGAUAAAAAUCCCGCAUAUUCAUCCUCUCCGUAUUUCACCAAUGAUGUACACAGGGCUAUCAAGCCUUCAUUAUUAUUUGGAAUUGCCGAUCUCACAAGAGGCCUGAAUUGCCAUAACUGGUGUCAAGACAUUGAGACAUGUCCCCCCCCCCCAAUGACUGGUCUUCGGCCUUAUCCUUGUGCGCCCAAUCGCUCACCAUUGCAUGCAAAUCUGGGAAUAUUCUCGACAUGCAUACUGCCCAGGUACUGACCCAGAUAUUGCCGGUCUUCAUGAAUGAACCACCGGAUGACGAAAUUGAGGACAGUUAUGUGUUCGGUGAUAAUGCAA